AUGAAUCCUAAUCAUAACUUUCACAAUGGUAUUCCGACUCAACAAAAUCAUAAUGGCUUUUAUAAUGGACAAGCAGUGAAUCAGUAACAAUUGUAUAGACCUAAUGGUGAUAUCAAUGGCUAAGCAUCUAUACUUUAAACUAAUCAGUUGAAUAGAUAGUAGAUUUCAUUCAGACCGGGUGGCAUCAUCGGAGCUAGUCCUUCCAACAUCCAAUAGCUGAACUAAAACAAAUAGUUAAUGCAAUAGCAAAGAGUAAUGGGUACUUUCCCACCAUAGAAUUUAGCUAAGGCACCACAGAGUGAAAUCUGCCUAAAGCAUAAUGAAAACAAUGUUGCCUUUAACAAUCAUUCUAGAGAGAUAGUUUGUAAUUCUUGUAUCUUUGAAAACAAGAUGGGUGAUCUUAAAUUUACUGCUGUCGUAGUCAAGGAAAUAUAAGAAAAAUUUGCAAAAGAGUUUGAAAACUACAGAUCAAAGAUGAGCCAGAUGACUGAAGCAGACGUAGGCAAAGUUAAGAUUUAGAUCUCUGAACUUAUCUCAUCUUUCUUCUUAAAUUUGAAACAGACUCUGACUUAAUUUUAGCUAAGUGUAGCAAAGAAGAUUGAGAAUUCAGAAAAUCUCAAGAAUCUUGAUAGAGUCUUUGAACAAAACAAGGAUUUAAUUCAAACUGAUCCUCAGCAGCCAAACAACUUUGAAAAGGAGAAGAAGAUAUUUGAUGAAAAAAUUAACAAAGGUAGAUUUGCAUAUGUGGUUAAAAGAUAAGAUUUUUACAAGGGAUUAAUCGAAAAUCUUGAUAAAUCAAGACUCAAAAUGAAACAGACCAUAGAUGAAAGUCUUACCUAUCAGUCUAAGAUUUUGCACGUUAACAAUAAUGAAAGACUCAUAUAAGAGAAGUUGGCUGAAAUAAUGAAAGAUUGCAUAUCUAUUGACUCACUUUAGCCCGAGGCAGGUUUAGGACUUAAACUAAUCAGAUCAAACACUGCUCCUCAUAAUUAAAUGAGCAUCAAUAAUAAUCAUCCAGUACAACAUCACCCUAUUCCUAAUCAUAUUAUGAUGCAAAAUAGACCUAUGCAAAUGCAACAGUAAUAGCAAUAACCAAUUUAAUAGUUUAAUCAAAUGCCAAUCCAAAAUAAUAAUGCUAAUUUAUCUCCUACUAGAAUGCAAGUAGAAAAUAUUCAACGACCGAAUGGAAUGAUGCCACUUCAAAUGUAACCCUUACAAUAACCAGGACCACUGUAGCAACAAACUCUCAUUAACUAGAUGACUCCUCAAUAAUUUUAAAUGUAGUAAUAGCAGUAGUAGUAGUAGCUCUAAUAGUAACAAAUGAUGUAAAGAUAAGGUGCACAAGCAAGUCCAAUACUUGUACCAAAUCAAUAGAUGGUUCCUCUUUAGAUGUAGAACAUGGCUUAAUAAUUAAACAGACCUCCUAUUUAGCAAAUGAAUUAAAUGCAAUAACCUGUAAAUUUAUAAUAAACUCAACAAAUUGCUCCAAAUAUUAUGAAUGGCUAAAUUCCUCAACAAUAAUUUCCAUAAAUGAUGCCAAAUUAGCAGUAAUGGAGACCAGUUGUUUAAAAUGGAUAAUAGAUAAACCCAUAGAUGAACUAACAAAUUUAAUUUGGAAAUAUUUAGUAAGUUCCAUAGCAGAUUCCUCAAGUUAUUUAGCAGCAAGCGAUCCCUUAAUCAAUCUAAUAACAAAAUAUGAAUGAUGAAGUACUUAUUACUGGCUCAAACUUUAAGAAACCCAAUAUAUUAGAGUAUCAAUACAACACAUUCUUCAAACUUAAAUCUAUGAAUUUACUAAGAUUAAUACCAGGUUAGGUCUGGUAGAAGUAUCAUGAACAUUAAUAGCUUUUGCUAGCUAAAUGUGUAUUCACUCUUGAUGAGAGAGUCUUUGUGGUAGGUGGUGCCAGGGAUUAAAAGGCCAAGGAGACAUUAGCAGAUCUUAUUGAGCACAAAUAAACUGGAGAUGCUCUUGUCACGAAUUAGAGAGCAUCUAUGAUCACUUCUAGAGCUUCAUUUGGCUGUGUUUAUAGUCCAGUUAGAAACGAAAUAAUAGUUGCAGGGGGAUACGACAAAGGAGAAGUAACUAAGAAGUGUGAAAGAUAUUCGUUAUAAGAAAACAAGUGGUACCCACUCCCAGAUUCAAUUGAGGCCAAAUGCUCUUAAUCUCUUUGCAUUUUAGAUAGCAGAUAUUUAUACUCCAUUGGUGGAUUGAGCAAAAAUAACGAGGCAUCUAUCACACUGCAAACUAGCAUUGAAAGACUGGACUUAAAAUGUGAGUAAGGCUUGAAAUGGAUUUAACUUUAAAUGAGACUUAAUGAAGCAGCUUGUGAUGUAGGAUGCUUGCCUCUCUCCUCAAAUGAAAUGUUGAUAUUUGGUGGAUGGAACAAGAAUCCCCUUUAGGGUACCUAUAUCAUUAAGAAUGUUUCAGAUCAGCAGGCAGCAGGCUAAAUUGUUUAGCCUAGAUAGGAUCCAUUAAGACAUGAGUUGAAACCAUUGAUCGAUGGUGGAAUUGACAGAGCUGACUUCUUUAUGAUCAGUGGUAUCGCUAUGCAAACUGGAGAGCCAAAUAAGAUUAAGGUAUGUGGACACACUUAGCUCUUUACUUUCGAUAUCGAGCAAAGAAAAUUCUUGUGCUCAAGUAGCGUAUGA
Messenger RNA from Stylonychia lemnae, 2649 nucleotides. NCBI's taxonomy places the organism in Eukaryota, Ciliophora, Spirotrichea, Sporadotrichida, Oxytrichidae. The record is from the annotation of a GenBank genome assembly.